AUGCAAAGGCAGCUGGGCCGAAGGCUGAAGGCAGCGGAGCCUGCGGCAAAGGCGGAGGCAGCACCAGCGGCGAAGGCAGCGGAAGGCGAGGCAGCAGCAAAGGCAGCCGCUCCUGGGGAUGCGAAGGCAGCUGGGCCGAAGGCUGGUCCCGGUUUGCUGCCGAAGAAGUCUAUGAGUGUGUUGCCUAAGAAGGCGGUUCCAGUUUCGGCGAAGGCGGAGACAGAGGUAUCCGGAGGGAAGGUGAAGACUGCGGAUAUUGAAGACGGCGCGACCGCGUCUCUUUCUGGAGGACAGAAGGUCCUUGGCUCUGGUGAGAAGUAA
Eimeria mitis is the source of this 321-nucleotide messenger RNA. RefSeq lists its product as uncharacterized. The record is from RefSeq and is a predicted model, not a curated record. The coding region runs from base 1 to 321 and encodes 106 amino acids. NCBI's taxonomy places the organism in Eukaryota, Apicomplexa, Conoidasida, Eucoccidiorida, Eimeriidae. The transcript has 2 exons.